Messenger RNA from Andrographis paniculata, 1955 nucleotides. Its product is annotated as dihydrolipoyl dehydrogenase 1, mitochondrial-like. Gene Ontology annotation, molecular function: dihydrolipoyl dehydrogenase (NADH) activity; flavin adenine dinucleotide binding. Lineage: Eukaryota; Viridiplantae; Streptophyta; Magnoliopsida; Lamiales; Acanthaceae. Gene Ontology annotation, cellular component: mitochondrion; oxoglutarate dehydrogenase complex. The transcript has 2 exons. The coding region runs from base 136 to 1671 and encodes 511 amino acids. The record is from RefSeq and is a predicted model, not a curated record.
UCCUCCCUCUCCUCUCUCUCUAUUCUUCCUUCCUUUUAUUUAUCAAUAGAAUUGUUCCAUCGUUCAACCCUCUUUUUCUCUCUCUCUCUCUCUGCACCAUCGCACCUAAAAUCGAAAUCCAACUCAAAGACCAAAAUGGCGAUGGCGAAUCUCGCACGGCGGCGUUCCGCCGCCCUCCUUUCCUCCUCCUCCUCCACCUCUCUAUGCAACGCUUCCAACUACUCACGGAUCCUUUCCACUCGCAUCACCAGAGGAUUCUCCUCUGCAUCUGAGGACAACGAUGUGGUCGUUAUAGGCGGCGGCCCUGGUGGUUACGUCGCUGCUAUCAAGGCCGCGCAACUCGGCCUCAAGACCACCUGCAUCGAGAAGCGUGGAGCACUUGGCGGAACCUGCCUCAACGUCGGCUGCAUCCCGUCUAAGGCACUGCUUCAUUCCUCCCAUAUGUAUCAUGAAGCAAAGCAUUCAUUCCCCAGUCAUGGUGUAAAGUUUUCUUCGGUUGAGAUUGAUCUACCCGCCAUGAUGGCCCAAAAGGAUAAAGCUGUGGGUAAUUUGACUAAGGGUAUUGAAGGCCUGUUCAAGAAAAACAAAGUAACCUACGUGAAGGGGUAUGGCAAGUUCCUUUCCCCGACUGAAGUUUCCGUAGACACUUUAGAUGGUGGUAGCACCACUGUGAAAGGAAAGAACAUUAUAGUAGCUACUGGUUCUGAUGUCAAAGGUCUUCCUGGAAUAACCAUUGAUGAAGAGAGAAUUGUAUCGUCUACAGGAGCUUUAGCCUUGAAAGAGAUUCCUAAGAAACUUGUGGUAAUAGGUGCUGGGUACAUUGGCCUUGAGAUGGGUUCUGUCUGGGGGCGCCUUGGCUCAGAAGUUACUGUUGUUGAAUUUGCAGCAGACAUUGUCCCGAGCAUGGAUGGCGAAAUCCGUAAACAAUUUCAGCGCACCCUUGAGAAGCAGAAGAUGAAAUUCAUGCUCAAGACGAAGGUGGUCUCUGUUGACAGCACAGGAAAUUCCGUGAAACUAACCCUUGAGCCAGCAAGUGGCGGUGAUCAGACCACUCUUGAGGCUGAUGUCGUCCUUGUUUCUGCUGGUAGAGUUCCAUUCACUGCUGGACUUCAACUUGAGAAGUUAGGGGUUGAGAUGGAUAAGGGUGGCAGGAUCUUGGUGAAUGAGCGGUUUGCUACCAAUGUACCGGGUGUAUAUGCCAUAGGUGAUGUCAUUCCCGGGCCGAUGCUGGCUCACAAAGCUGAAGAAGAUGGUGUGGCGUGCGUUGAGUACAUUGCUGGGAAGGAAGGUCAUGUGGAUUAUGAUAUGGUUCCGGGGGUUGUCUACACACACCCUGAGGUGGCAAAUGUGGGGAAAACCGAAGAACAGGUUAAAUCGAUGGGAGUUGAUUACCGUGUUGGGAAGUUCCCUUUAUUGGCAAACAGUAGAGCGAAGGCCAUUGAUGAUGCAGAGGGAUUGGUGAAGAUACUCGCGGAGAAGGAGAGUGACAAGAUUCUUGGAGUUCACAUCAUGGCGCCGAAUGCCGGGGAGCUGAUUCAUGAGGCAGUUUUGGCGUUGCAAUAUGGAGCAUCAAGUGAGGACAUUGCGCGCACAUGCCAUGCUCAUCCAACCAUGAGUGAAGCUCUGAAAGAGGCUGCAAUGGCUACCUACGACAAGCCCAUUCACAUCUGAUGAGAGAGAAGGUCUUGUUGCUGGUUGCUCGAUUUUUGGCUGAAAGUUAUAGACAGGAGGACGACGGUGGGGAGCCAUCAGCAGUGAUGCUGAGGUACUUACUAGAUAAGUUUGUUGUUUUUCACCACAGCAUUUAAUAUUUAUUAUCCUUGUAAUUCUGAACCUGAACCUGAACCUUUUUGACGAAGACGACAUAAAAAGGGGGCGAAUAAUUUGCUUGCUUGCUUGCUUUUGCUUGAGCUGUGUAAUGAAAGCCUUGAUUGAAGGAACAAGAUUCUUCACAA